UGCCCGUAAAAUAUUUCAGGUUUUGACGGAUCUUUUGGUCAAAAUGAAAGGAAAGAGCGAAAAUCAGAUUUUGAGAACUCAGAGGAUGAAAGAAGAACGAGGAUGGGAUCUUUUAAGAAAAAGGCACUAAAUGCUUCAACCAAAUUCAGGCAUUCAUUGAGGAAGAAAAAGAGUAGGAGGAAGAGUGACAGUCAAGUCAUCUCAGUCUCAAUUGAAGAUGUCAGGGAUGUUGAGGAACUUCAAGCUGUUGAUGCAUUUCGUCAAUCACUGAUACUGGAUGAACUGCUACCUGCUAGGCAUGAUGAUUAUCACAUGAUGUUGAGAUUUUUGAAGGCAAGGAAAUUUGAUGUUGAGAAAGCAAAACAAAUGUGGGCUGAGAUGCUUCAAUGGAGGAAGGAAUUUGGUGCUGACACUAUUAUAGAGGCUUAA
This is a messenger RNA of Asparagus officinalis (garden asparagus), 429 nucleotides long. RefSeq names its product phosphatidylinositol/phosphatidylcholine transfer protein SFH8-like. Bases 103 to 429 code for a protein of 108 amino acids. NCBI's taxonomy places the organism in Eukaryota, Viridiplantae, Streptophyta, Magnoliopsida, Asparagales, Asparagaceae. The record is from RefSeq and is a predicted model, not a curated record. The transcript has 3 exons.